Messenger RNA from Polistes dominula (European paper wasp), 1758 nucleotides. RefSeq lists its product as uncharacterized. Lineage: Eukaryota; Metazoa; Arthropoda; Insecta; Hymenoptera; Vespidae. The record is from RefSeq and is a predicted model, not a curated record. Gene Ontology annotation, molecular function: DNA binding. Gene Ontology annotation, biological process: regulation of transcription by RNA polymerase II. Gene Ontology annotation, cellular component: nucleus; transcription regulator complex.
UUGAAAUUAAAACGUUAUUUGUCGUUACUUCCGGUUAGAAACUGCGACGGAACUAGAGUAAACGUUAAGCGAUGGCGUCGCCCAAACGAUAUUGUCGUAUGCUGUUGUCGUUUCAUUAACGGACCCUUUACAUUACUAGCUUUUAUAGAAGAAUUUCUGUGGAUUUAAGGUACUUAACAAACUGUUAACGACCGAUUCUUACCGAGCGACUGUACGCUCAAGCGUACGAUACGUUGCUUUAAUUUGCGAUUCCAUCAAAGCCGUAUAUGACAAAGAUGAUGCGCUCUAUUAUCCAAAUUUUCAUUUUUGUCGCAUUGUGAGGAUAAGAAUGAAAGAUUGCGCGAAAAAUCUGUUCAAAAUGAUAAAUUUUAUAUUUGAAUGAAAUAUGAAAUAACAUGGAGUCAGCUGGUUGUUUUAUAUAUACUAUUAUAAUAAAAAACGUAAUCAUACGUUUAGCGGGAAGAUACACGAUGAUGCCAACAAUGCCACCAGAUACUCAUAAAAUUUCUUUAAAAAUAAUAGAAGCUAUUAAACAACAUCCUGUUCUCUAUAGUUCAGAAGUUAAGGGAUCUUCUAUUAAGCUUCAAGAAUUUAAACAAAAAGUUUGGAAACGUAUCGCGGAUGAACUUGGUCUUGAUCCAAGUUGGCUAAGAUUAAGGUGGAAAAAUCUACGGGAUACCUAUUGUCGCAUCUUAAAGUACAAAAAUAAGACUGAGAAAGGUGUAAGAAGAAAGAAAUGGAUUUUUGAAGAUCAUUUAAGUUUUUUAAAAUUUCCAUACGAACCAGAUUAUCAACCUCAAACUAUAGAAUUGUCGGAAGAAUAUAUACAAGACAUAAAUGCAGGUGGAAUAAGUUCAGAAGGUCUGCUGGAACAAUUAGAAGAUCGCAAUGAUGAAGAUUAUGACGAAUAUAUGGAGGUACUUGAAGAAACUAUGGCAGAUCCAGUUUUAGUGGAUACCAGUCCUUUGGAAAUGUUAAAUGCCAAUGAUCAACAAUUAGAAGAAAUUAAAAAAAUAGAAAGGGAGCAGAUGCAAUUACACAAUCAAGACGUGGAUACUUAUGUUCAACAAAUACAAUCAAAAUAUAGAAAGAUAAGACCUAAAAGAUCAAAGGCGGAACAUCCAGUACAGAGAUCUAGUAUAGAGGUGCCUAACACGUAUAGUAUUUUAAAGACUACUUCCAAAAAUAAAAAUGUGGUCUCUAUCGAUAACAAUACUAUAACCAGCCCUAUUUUCGUAACCAGUUCAACUACUACGACUACAUCUACCAAGCCUAUCAAAGGAUUAAAUAAUAUUCAAGAAGACAGAGAAAGGAAUCAAGAACAAGUUUAUUUAGCUCCGGAAGGGAAAAGCAGUAUAGAACUGUUUUUCGACAGCAUGGCACAAACCGUCAAGAGAUUACCGCCAAAAGCUCAAGCUGAUAUAAAAAUGAACAUUUGUAAAAUUGUUACAGAGGCAGAGGUACGCUUUUCUGGACAAAAUACAGCGCAAAGUACCCAACAAUUUAUAACGCCGCCAGGCAUGAUUCCAAAAUUGGUAUUGAUUCCUUGUGAUAUGAUAGACCAUCAGAACAAUAAAGGUUGACAAUUUAUAAGUUGUAAAUAUCAUCACUGGGGCAAAAUUACUAUUGUCGAAAAUCUUUUAUUUCAUUUCCUACUAGUAAUAUCAUAAUUUUUUUCCUUGUUCAAAUGUUUUCUAUUAAAAGCACAUUGCGCAUAAACUGUAUAGGAUAAUAUUUGUAUGAUUUCUGUAUAAUUUA